CGAAUCUACCCUACAUUGCGUUGGAUAUCUUUGAUGGAUGUCUCCGCGUCGUUAAUUUUGUACUGACCGUGUUCCAACUGUCCAGAUGGCUGAGGCGGCCUCUUCAUCCGGCAGCAACGUCCGCGGUCUGUUACUGCACAGUCUGAUUACUGACUCUUCCUAGAAUUUAGGAAUAUAUCUCUAGGGCUCGAAAAAUGGGAUGGGCAUUGAAAGCGUUAAAUGCGACUGUGCGGGGCUCAUGGAGGUGAACAGUAUAAAGGCCGUCGGCAGCGGUCCUGAGGCGCGGGAAUUUAUGAAUCCUCACUUCAUCCUCAAUCACGACCAUCCCCUAUUGGUCCACGCAUCUGUCACCACCUCUCGUCUGCGCUGACAUUCCCUGUCCCAUUUAUCUCUCCCUAGACCAAAAUCUCGAAGGCUAAGAGACCUCAGCAACUUGCCACCAAGAUGUCUGGAGCCGCAGCCGCCAGUAUGGACAGCAAGGCCUCGGACAAGAAGGCAACGAAGUUCUUCCUUCCACGACCAGCGGUCGACCUCCGUGAAGCACUAUACGCCAACGGACGACAGCCUUCUGACUCAGAGAAGUGGACGGCAUAUGAAUUGAUCGUCAAGAUGGAGGGCUGCGAGUCGUACGCGCGCAAGACGCACUCGAAUUAUUGCACUCACAUCGAGCGUAAGAGGAAGGCAGGAUUGAAAGGCAGGUUUCUCAUAUUUGACAUCACAGCGCUCACGCGGAACCCACAGACACGUCUCCCAACACCUGAUCGAUGAUCAUCUCUGAAACAUACAGAUCACGUCGCGGCAUGGCUACAGCAAGUCCCCAACCCGUCUCUCGCCGACAUGCUCUUGUGGUCGCGCGUGCUUCAGGUGUCCCCGUCCAUCGUGUUCGAGAUCAUUAUAGAGGAGGUGCCGCGUGGCGUUACAGAGUUUGUGGAGCUCCAGCACGCUCUGAGCUUGUGCAACAUGACCCCGUCUGCGUGAUGGCUUUGACGUUUGCAGCCAGAAUAAGGGUGGAGAACUCGGGCGGAGAGACUAAGACGUUGCCCUUGGG
Dichomitus squalens LYAD-421 SS1 is the source of this 1048-nucleotide messenger RNA. RefSeq lists its product as uncharacterized. The record is from RefSeq and is a predicted model, not a curated record. The coding region runs from base 445 to 768 and encodes 107 amino acids. Lineage: Eukaryota; Fungi; Basidiomycota; Agaricomycetes; Polyporales; Polyporaceae. The transcript is spliced from 3 exons.